Molecule: messenger RNA, 804 nt
Organism: Lynx canadensis (Canada lynx)
Lineage: Eukaryota; Metazoa; Chordata; Mammalia; Carnivora; Felidae
Product: proline-rich protein HaeIII subfamily 1-like
Exons: 2
Coding region: 1-804 (267 amino acids)
Source: RefSeq, a predicted model, not a curated record
AUGACGCAGCUAUGCAGUGUCCAGGAGAACCACUUGUUAACAGUGGCAGAGCAGAAACAGAGUUUGAUCCUUGCUGGAACCACUGCAUACCUGAACCACGUCAUAGGAGGAAAAAUAAACCUCGAACUGUUUAAGGUCCUGUCAAGUUUUCUAUUACCUGCAGCCAAGUUUCUCGGCCUCUUUUCCAGCCCCCAGCACGCCCGUCUCGUCGUCAUCCUCACUCAGCCUCAACUUCCCACGGCUAAAGAAACAGCCCAGCGCAGACCCCGUCUCCGGGCUCACCCCCCACAACCCUCCCCUUGGCAGGAAACCCCUUACUGCGGUCUAAAGUCACUCCGGCCUCUCCCUCCUCUGACCCUCGCUUCCCACAACUGUUGUCACUCGAGCUGCUCCCUAGUUUCCAUUUCCGGGCCGUCCCCGGCCCUGGAGCCUCUCCUCUCCCGGUUUCCGGGCCCCCCAUCCCAUUUCCGGGGAACCCUUGCCGUCUUCACACCCCCCACCUGCACUUCCGGCCCCCCACUUUCUCGCUUCCUAGAGGCCCUCCAAGCUCCCAAGCCCACUUCCGGCCCCCCGGCCACCACGGGCUCCCCAAGAACCCGCACGCCUUACCCCGGUUCCGUGAAGGGCCCUCCUCAUCGCGGGGGGCCUGAGCGGGGACCCAGCGAACCCUCCUCCCCCCCCCCACCCGCUCCCGCCCGGCCCCGGUCUCCCUCGAGCGUCUCGCCCGUCAACCCCCGACCCGGUCCUUCCGCGGCCCCGCCGCCGCCGGGAGCAGGCCGAGCGGGGGCCGAAUCGCGGCGAUGA